Messenger RNA from Dichomitus squalens LYAD-421 SS1, 861 nucleotides. RefSeq lists its product as uncharacterized. Bases 32 to 607 code for a protein of 191 amino acids. The record is from RefSeq and is a predicted model, not a curated record. The transcript has 4 exons. NCBI's taxonomy places the organism in Eukaryota, Fungi, Basidiomycota, Agaricomycetes, Polyporales, Polyporaceae.
CCACAAAACACAACCCCGCGCGUAGCAUACAAUGCCUCGUAAAGCCGCUCCAGCUGCAGACACCAACGCUGAGCCUCGCCGCUCCGCGCGCAUCAAGGACCAGCCCAAGCCUGAGACCGCCCCCAAGAAGGCUCCAGCUAAGCCGCGCUCCAAGAAGGCCCCCGCCGCAGAGGGCGAGGACAAGCCUAAGCCCACCAAGGGCAAGAAGCGCACUGCCUCGGAGAAGGAUGCCGAGGAUGGCGCCCCCGAGGCCAACGGCGAGGAGCCCCCCGCCAAGAAGGUCAAACCUGCCUCUAAGGCUGCUGCGAAGCCCGCAAGCAAGGCCGCCGGGGCGAAGCCCGCGUCCAAGGCGUCUCGUGCGGGGUCGGCCAAGCCGGCGUCGCGCGCUGCGAGCGCGAAGCCCGCGUCCAAGGCAUCUGCGAAGCCACCAUCUUCUGCUGCAAAGAAGCCCGCAUCGCGUGCAGGCUCCAAGAAGCCGGCGUCCAAGGCCGGGGCUGCUGAAAAAGAGAACGCUGCCGCCGCCGCACCCGAGACCAUCGCGGAGGAGCCAGAGGCCGAGGAUGCCGCAAACGCAGAGCCCGCGACCGAGCAGGCAGCAGCGGCCUGAGAUGAUGUUGCAUGAACGACUCGCCACCAGGGCAAUUAUGCACUCUAUUCCGUCAUCCACCUCCGCUGCUAUCGACGUCUCGCUUUUUAUCUCUUCUAUUUAACCGAGCUGCACCCACCGGAACUAUAGCCCACCCCGUCCGAUCCCCCCCAGAUAUCCUCAUUUACCUCCCCUUCAGCGCUGUGAUCCCUCUUCCCCCCCUCACUCUGUUACUUGGUGCCGGUUUGCGUGUAUCGUCUCCUGGUGACUUUCUC